Orcinus orca (killer whale) is the source of this 3641-nucleotide messenger RNA. RefSeq names its product neuropeptide Y receptor type 4-2. Gene Ontology annotation, molecular function: neuropeptide binding; pancreatic polypeptide receptor activity. The coding region runs from base 25 to 1158 and encodes 377 amino acids. Lineage: Eukaryota; Metazoa; Chordata; Mammalia; Artiodactyla; Delphinidae. The record is from RefSeq and is a predicted model, not a curated record. Gene Ontology annotation, cellular component: plasma membrane; neuron projection. The transcript has a single exon. Gene Ontology annotation, biological process: G protein-coupled receptor signaling pathway.
UCCUGGAAUCUUUUCACAUCCACCAUGAACAUCUCUCACUUCCUGGCCUUGCUGUUCCCAGAAUCCCCACAGGGUCAAAACAGGAGCAAGUCAAGUUCUCUGUACACUCCGUACAACUUCUCUGACUACUGCCAGGAUUCCAUAGACCCAAUGGUCUUCAUUGUCACCUCCUACAGCAUUGAGACCAUUGUGGGAGUCCUGGGCAACCUCUGCCUGAUAUGUGUGACCAUUAGGCAGAAGGAGAAGGCCAACGUGACCAACCUGCUUAUUGCCAACCUGGCCUUCUCUGACUUCCUCAUGUGCCUCAUCUGCCAGCCACUCACGGCUAUCUACACCAUCAUGGACUACUGGAUCUUUGGCGAGGUCCUUUGCAAGAUAUCGGCCUUUAUCCAGUGUAUGUCGGUGACAGUCUCCAUCCUCUCGCUCGUACUUGUGGCUCUGGAGAGGCAUCAGCUCAUCAUCAAUCCAACAGGCUGGAAACCCAGUGUCUCGCAGGCAUACCUGGGGAUUGUGGUCAUCUGGCUCAUCGCGGGCUUCCUCUCCCUGCCCUUCCUGGCUAACAGCACCCUAGAGAAUGUCUUUCAUAAGAACCACUCCAAGGCUCUGGAGUUUCUGGUGGAUAAGGUGGUCUGUACUGAGUCCUGGCCACUGGACCAUCACCGCAUCAUCUACACCACCUUUCUGCUGCUCUUCCAGUACUGCAUCCCACUGGCCUUCAUCUUGGUCUGCUACGCUCGCAUCUACCAGCGUCUGCGGAAGCGGGGGCGGGUAUUCCGCAAGGGCACCUACAGCUUUCGGGCUUGGCAGAUGAAGCGGAUCAAUGUGGUCCUUGUGGUAAUGGUGGCUGCCUUUGCUGUGCUUUGGCUGCCCCUGCAUGUGUUCAACAGCCUGGAGGACUGGUACCAUGAGGCCAUCCCCAUCUGUCAUGGCAACCUCAUCUUCUUGGUGUGCCACCUGCUUGCCAUGGCCUCUACCUGUGUCAACCCUUUCAUCUAUGGCUUUCUCAACACCAACUUCAAGAAGGAGGUCAAGGCCUUGGUGCUGACUUGCCAGCAGAGCGUCCCUGUGGAGGAGUCCGAGCAUCUGCCUCUGUCCACAGUGCACACGGAAGUCUCCAAAGGGUCUCUGAGGCUCAGUGGCAGGUCCAACCCCAUCUAGCCAGGGUUAGGGCUUCUCUCUGCCAUGUUCAUUACCAGCCUCCCUCACUUAGCUAAGUGGGCACGUUGCAAGCUGGGGGUGGCAGUGGCUUUGUGGGGCCCAGAUAGGGGCCUUGUGAAGCCAAGCAUUCUGAUGGUUCAGCUGUUGUUCUUGGGAGAAUUCUGAGUCUGGGCUCUGCAGGUCACACACAGUAUGUCUUGCAUCCUGAGCAGAUGCCAGAGCCGGAGAUGGUCUGAUUGAUGGUCUGUAGUUCAUUCUGGUAACUCAGCAACAGAUGCCCAGCCCGGGAGCCCAGGGAUUUCACUUCCACCAGUGAGGCUGCAAGGCCGUGGUGGGGUGAGGGGAAGAACACGUGGAGUCAGAGCUCUGGACCUUGGUAAACCCCUAACCUCUGUGGGAGACAAUGUUUGUGGAUGGGCUUUGUAAGUGGUAAAGAGUUCUAUGGAGGCAAGACAGGGGGAUUACUGUAUAUCAUUAGCACAUCCAGCUGCAGAGAAUGGACCCUGGCAGCCAGCUCACACUCCUCUGCAGUAGGAAAAUCAGCCCUGAGCAGCAGGAAUUCCAGGGUUCACAUGCUACUCCAUCCUUUUUCUCUUUCUUUGUAUCUGCCACCUUGAAUGGAAAUAAGCCUGCGAGUAUAUCUCCUUGAUAGGACUGUGGGCCCCUUGAGGGUGACAUCUGUAUUGUCAAAGAGCUUGGGUCCCCUAUGCCUGGGACAGUCCCUGGCACAGGGAGAGAGCUCCAGAAAGAUUUACCGUGGUGACAAGAAAGGUAGCAGGUGCCCCUGCUGAGUGCUGAGCUGAGGACAGCACCCUGCGCCACAGUCCAGUGUAGGAAGGGCUCAGGCUGCUGCAGCCACACUCUCUCGCCUGCCCUUCCUUGCCUCCCAGGACCUCUCUUGACAAGGCAGCUGGCCAAGGACUCUGCGACCCUCCCCAGUCCACCCACUGCAGAGACUUGCAGUACUUAAGGCCAUGACUCCAGCCUCCUUCGUUCCACUCUGCCCCGAGCUGACUUGCCCCAGGUGAUGUGUCACCGUUCUUCCAAAGCCUCCCCAGGACUUUGGGCCUCCCGGCGGCUUUCAGUAAUGGCAGGGCCAGGGAGGGAGUUCUUAAAGUCUGGGGCACGGGCUGAAAGGAGCAGAGUGUCCCCCUUCCUCCAGCCAGCCUGGGAAAUGGAGAAAGGGCUACGAUGAGUGUGAAUAUCUCACCCGUGGAGGUCAAGGUUCAGGCUUCUGGAUCCAAGGCUUCAUCUGUGUGUGGACCAGACAGCUUGUCCUUGCAGAAAGGGAAAUGUCAAGAUUGCUGUGGGCCACCUCGGAUGGGAUGUCCAGACCUGGUUGUACCUGCUCAGUCCUGCAGAGUGGCUAGUGGUGGGACCCACCUCGGCCUCCCGGGGCAGGGUAUUCAAGUCCCCAGACCCUUCGAGGGGCCUCACUGUGAGGCUCCUAGGGUUGGCUCUGCACAGGGCAUCUGGCAAAGGGCCAGGUAGCAGGAGAUUGAACAGCCACAUUUGAUCAUCUCUCUGGCCUGGCCUCUGACCAAGAACCUGUACAGCUGACACCAAAGACAACUGCUCUUUGAGUCACCAGCUCCCUUCCUGGAACUGUUUAUUUUGUCCCAACUUUUGGUCACAUCUCUCAUUCCAUCCCUUUGCUCACCUUUAUCCGGUUUUUUGGGCAGAUUGUUGAGCCAUUCUCUCGGUUGCAGCUUGUGCUUGUCCUCUGGUGCCACCUGCUGCUGGCUGCUCCAGGUAACCACCUGCCAGCAAAGCCCAGACCCUGGGACCCAUUCCAGAAAGAUGUCAUUGCUCAAGCUCUGCAAGGAACUGGGGGCCUCAGCCCCCUCCAGAUCCCAGACGGUUGCCUGGAGUUUGUGUGUCACCACUCAUCUCAGUGGUGCCAAGAUGCUUGGGGACAAGGAUGCUUUAGGGUGCUAGCAUGCUUGAGGACUGGGGGACCAGGCUGAGCAUCUGGUGAAGGUGCUUGGCAUUGGGAAUUCAGGUAGAGAAUGGAAGCCUCGCUGAGUAUCUUCUGUGCUCCCCUCACCUUGCUGGGUUGGCACAACUUGCGUGGAUGGCUGUCUCCUGCUCCUGUUCCUAAUGACCCUUGGGGUUUCCCAUUUAUCCAGCACCUUUGGCACUUGUAUCUCAAAGUGUGCUCAGAAGACCAGCAGCCUUAGCAUCACUUGGAGCUUGUUUGGCAUGUAGAAUCUCUCUUCCCACCCCAGACCUAUUGAAUCAGAAUCUGCAUUUUAUCAAGAUCUCCGAGUUAAUGGGCAAACAUUCGAGACGCUUUCCUCUAGGAAACAGAUUGCCCUGGAGCCUGGAGCCAGUCGGUGAGCACCUGUAGACACCCACGGUGGGAUCUACAGUAGAGCUAUAGGAAUCCUAGUUCUAGAGAUAUGGCUGUAAAAUGGUAUUGCUAAAAAGGUGGAUUCAGUUUUGAUUGUAUAUCUGGCUGCAUGUGGACAUAUUUCUUGUGG